Messenger RNA from Drosophila ananassae, 1112 nucleotides. Its product is annotated as transcription factor Ouib. Gene Ontology annotation, molecular function: zinc ion binding; RNA polymerase II cis-regulatory region sequence-specific DNA binding; DNA-binding transcription factor activity. The coding region runs from base 113 to 1030 and encodes 305 amino acids. Gene Ontology annotation, cellular component: nucleus. NCBI's taxonomy places the organism in Eukaryota, Metazoa, Arthropoda, Insecta, Diptera, Drosophilidae. The record is from RefSeq and is a predicted model, not a curated record. Gene Ontology annotation, biological process: regulation of transcription by RNA polymerase II. The transcript has 4 exons.
CAUCCAUGAACAGCAGUGUGCCCAAGUUUCAACACAACAAUAUGCAGUGCGCCAAUAUACGUGGAACUUAAACAAAACAAUUUAAUUUAAGUCCAAAUAUAUUAAACUUAAGAUGCCGAAUACGAUUUGCCGAAUAUGUUCAAAACGGGGGGCCACAAAAAACAUAUUCCACCCGAAAAACAGGCAUCUGCAAAAACAAAUUCAUUCCAUUACUGGAGUCCAGUUGAGCUAUAGAAAAGAGCUGCCGAGCCACAUGUGCCAGGUAUGCGUGAGUGAUUUGGAGGGCGCCAUCAAAUUCCGCCAACGCUGCAUUAUUUCCGAGAAGCAGAACUUGUCCCGACUAAGCGCCUCAGGUUCUGUGAAGGACUACCCCGAUGAUGCCGUCCCGCCCACAGAGAUAGAUGAAUUCUUAAAUGAAAUGGUUUUCACAGAAUCAGAUGAGUCCCAAAAUGAAUGUGAUACAGCUUUGAAAACGGACGCCGACGCGGAAUCUUGCAUUUCAGAGGAAGCCAAGGAGUUUGCUUCCUUUAUAGUUCCAAAACCAGUUUCUAAGGCUGGCCCUUAUGUAUGUGAUGACUGCGGAAGGUCCAUUAAUCACUGGACUAACUUUCAAGAGCAUAAGCUCCGGCACACGGGCAUCAAGGAUUUCAAGUGCCAGUAUAGCGAAUGUGGCAAGUGCUUUGCCACCCGAAAGGAGCUUACCCGCCAUAUCCGUCGUCACACUGGUGAGAAGCCCUACCCCUGCAGUUACUGUCCACGCCGAUUCUCUGAUGUGGGCUCCCGACAACAGCACCAUCGACGCCAUCGGAACGAGCGUUUCUUUCAGUGCGAUGUGUGCGAAAAAAGCUUCGUUAGUUCUGGUUGUCUCAGUAAGCACAAAAUGAUACAUACAUCACAGAAGAAUAGGCAGCACUAUUGUAAAAUCUGCGACAAAAUGUUUUUGCGAAUAUCGCACCUAAAACAACAUUUUACAACAAGCGUUCAUCUAGAGAGGGCACAACUGGCAGAUACGGAUUCCAUAUGGGAUUAAAAAUCAGUAUUCUAGUAUUUAGAAUAUGUUCUUUAGAUAAGACUAAAGCUAAUAUAAUAUAUAAUGAAGCAUUUUUUAUAUA